GAGUCAAUCCGGAAGUGGAGAGUCGCUUUGCCUGUACACACACACAGCGGUAGCGGCGUCAAAUGAAGCCCUCCAUCAGUACAUAACUGCUAAUACAGCCGUUAAAACAAGCGCCCGGAACCGCGCGUCCUCACCUCGCCAGCUGAUAUCGCUGCAGACCGUACCGGAUGUGAAACACGGAGCGGGACAGAGCGCACACACACACGGGGAAAGAGGGAAAUGGGCGACAGCUGCAGGAAUGGAGAGAGCCGAAUAUUGACAGCAGCGCCGGGUGAAGGCGACCGAUGAUGAUGAGGAUGAUGAAGAAGAGUGAAAAGUGAAGCUCUCAUUCUGACGGGUCUGCAUCUCUUCGGUCACGGCCAUCUCGCUGUUUAACCCCAUCCUGUCCAGAGAUGAUGAAAGCAUUUUCCUCACUGCGGUCCCUCCUGUGGUGUCACUGGGCCAUGGUUCGCAAGAAAGGAUCUCUUAUUUUGUGUGGAGCUUUUCUAUUUGUAGCUUGGAACGCAUUGCUCCUCCUUUUCUUAUGGGGGAGGCCUCCCAUUGGCCGACUUGGUGAGGGAGGCGGAGCUGAACCAGGGGCCGGAGAGGAGUGGGGUGGCAGAAAAACAAAAGUGAGCGGCGCUAACGGAUUGGCCGGCGAAGUGAUCAGAUUGGCCGAAGAAGUAGAAUCAGAACUGGAAACUCAGAAGAAGCUUCUCAAACAGAUACAGAGUCACAGGGAACUAUGGGAACAGAGGAAAGAACUGGGAAAGAGGGAUUCUGAGGACACAAAAGAUUUAAGGAAUGUCGAGGAGCCUAAAAAACCUCAGCAGAUUCCUGUAGUACCUCUAAAUCUUAAAAUUGUUGAUGAUACAAAAACUGUUACAGGAAAACAUGAAGUUCUAAUGGUUACGCCACCUCAGCUGGUCAUGAAGGAGCAGGAACCGGAACAAGAGGACAAGAAAAUGGCGGAAAAUGAAGUAGGCCGUACUAAGCCAAGCCCUCAAAUCAUUAUCCCAAUUCUCGUCAUUGCCUGUGAUAGAGUAACAGUAAAGAGAAGUUUGGAUAAACUGAUACAGUACCGUCCUUCUGCUGAGCUUUACCCAAUCAUUGUCAGCCAGGACUGUGGCCACGCAGAUACGGCAAGGGUGAUUGGCUCCUAUGGCAGUCAGAUAACCCACAUUAGCCAACCUGAUCUCGCGGAUAUUCCAGUGCGACCCGACCACAGGAAGUUCCAGGGUUACUACAAGAUCGCCAGGCACUACCGUUGGGCCCUAAACCAAGUGUUCAACGUCUUUGCUUACUCCACAGUGGUCAUUGUGGAGGAUGACCUAGAGGUGGCCCCCGACUUCUUUGAGUAUUUCCGUGCACUCUACCCCAUCUUGCGGUCGGAUCCGACUCUGUGGUGCAUUUCAGCCUGGAACGAUAAUGGGCGGGAUGGGUUAGUUGACCCAGGCAAGGCUGACCUCCUUUACCGGACAGAUUUCUUUCCCGGCCUCGGAUGGAUGCUUUUGAAGGAAGUCUGGGCAGAGUUGGAGCCCAAGUGGCCCAAGGCAUUCUGGGAUGACUGGAUGCGGCACCCAGAGCAGCGGAAGGACCGCUCGUGCAUUCGUCCCGAGAUCUCGAGGACUAUGACGUUUGGCCGGAAAGGCGUCAGUUUGGGUCAAUUUUUCGACCAGUAUCUGCGCUACAUAAAACUCAACACUGAAUUCGUGCCUUUCACUAAACUGGACUUGUCCUACUUGGUCAGGGAGAAGUACGACGAAACAUUUGAAAAGGAAGUGUAUAGCGCACCCUUGGUGAAGGUGGAGGAACUACAGCAAGGUGGAAGCCUGAAAGGCUCCGGGCCGUUUCGAGUUCAGUACUCCAGCAGAGACAGCUUCAAAGUGCUGGCCCGCAACUUGGGAGUUAUGGACGACUUGAAGUCAGGGGUUCCCCGUGCUGGUUACAGGGGCAUAGUCAGCUUUAUUUCCCGCGGACGACGAAUUUAUCUCGCUCCCCCUGAGGGUUGGACUAAAUACGACACCAGCUGGAGCUGAGGAGGAUGAGCUGAAGACCACAAAAGACCAGAAAGAGAAAACUCACAACUAUUAUUACAAGUACAGGAGGAGAGAAACGCCCUCUCAAACCAAAGAAAACAGAGGCAGGGUGUGAAAGUUUGAGGAAAGGUUAACGCUAAGGUGUGAGUAUACAAUAACUGCUGUUUUGUUAUGGAGGAACACCCAGGAAUGCUGGGAACAGCACAAAAGUCGGUGCAUCGCAUUUGCGCAGCAAUCAUGCAACAAUCUUCCCUCAGAGAAAAUAGUUACGCUGCAAACAGCUCCUAUGCAGAAUUGCUCAUUCUGAUAUGGAGAAAAAUGAUCUGAUUGUUUCUUCUUUUUUGCUUAUUUGAACAUUUCUGGUGAUUUUAGCAAUCCAAACGGCAUAUAAGAGUCUUAUAUUUUAUCCUACCAGUGUCAGUUGGGUGAAUCUCAUGAAAACUCACAUUUUACUUCAAAAUUAAAAGAGGAAAUUAUAUUUGCAUAUAUGCAGAAAAAAACAACCAUUUUAUCUUUUUGACAUUAUAUUCAAUGCAAACUCAUUUUUUUCCCUAAAUGAUCUUUUUUUCCAUUAUUCUGAGAUGAUUUUAAUUCUAAUAGGAAUUACUGUAUAAUUAAUAUAUAUUAUUAUUGUAAUUAUAUUAUAUAUAAUGAAUAAGUUUUAUUAUUAUUUGCUUAAUUUUAAUACAUUUUUUUUUUUGCUUAAAAAUGUGUUCUUGACAAGUGAGAUUCAGCCUUUUACAAAACCAACCUGAGUGUUAAAACCCCUUUUAAAACAAAGUUCUAUGAGUCCCUGACAUCAUUCUAAAUGAAGAUUGUGUAUAAUUGUUGUCUAAUUUGAUCGAUGCAUUCAUAUAAAUGCGCAGACUCGUUCAUUUGACUUUUUAUGUAGCACCGUUGAAUCAAUGAAGUUCAAGCUUGUUGCCAGAAAUUAUUCAAGGCUUGUGUAACUUGCAUACCAAAACUCUGGACAGCAUCUCUUCUGUGCCAUUCUGUUGAAGUACUGUACUUGAACCUGUUUUUGUUUUAACUGCUCUUCCUGGAACGGGAGAGCUCUCAUUGCUUUUUAAAGAUGUUGUAGGUUUGUUGCAAAACCAGUGGUCAUAGAAAUCGCUUUAUAUGUUCUUACGGAUGAAAUGAAUGGAUUUCAGUAGGCCAGAGGAAACAUUUGAAUUAAAUGUACUGUAUCUAAAUGUUUGGAAGAGAAGAUCUGAUAUUAAUGCAUAUGCAGUAUGAAGAAGUGUGAAACCACUGCCUGACAUGUUUAUAACUUUAAUACAUUGAGAAUAAAACAGACUAUUUUGAUAUUUGACAAUA
Molecule: messenger RNA, 3335 nt
Organism: Labeo rohita (rohu)
Lineage: Eukaryota; Metazoa; Chordata; Actinopteri; Cypriniformes; Cyprinidae
Gene: mgat1b
Product: alpha-1,3-mannosyl-glycoprotein 2-beta-N-acetylglucosaminyltransferase b
Exons: 3
Coding region: 393-2018 (541 amino acids)
Biological process (GO): protein N-linked glycosylation
Cellular component (GO): Golgi apparatus
Molecular function (GO): alpha-1,3-mannosylglycoprotein 2-beta-N-acetylglucosaminyltransferase activity
Source: RefSeq, a predicted model, not a curated record